Dipodomys spectabilis (banner-tailed kangaroo rat) is the source of this 3479-nucleotide messenger RNA. It is a transcript of the gene Slc26a1, whose product is annotated as solute carrier family 26 member 1. The coding region runs from base 616 to 2730 and encodes 704 amino acids. The record is from RefSeq and is a predicted model, not a curated record. Gene Ontology annotation, cellular component: membrane. Gene Ontology annotation, biological process: transmembrane transport. Gene Ontology annotation, molecular function: chloride transmembrane transporter activity; oxalate transmembrane transporter activity; bicarbonate transmembrane transporter activity. NCBI's taxonomy places the organism in Eukaryota, Metazoa, Chordata, Mammalia, Rodentia, Heteromyidae. The transcript is spliced from 3 exons.
CCUCCAGCCCCGGGGUCCCACAGCCCAGCCUGUGCACCACCUCCAGAUCUGGCACCACGGUGCUUGGUGGGGGUACAAAGCCCUCCGCCAGUCCCAGGGCCUUUGGUGUCCACAGAGCAGCAGCUGGAGCUUCUGGAGGUUGGAUUCUGGUGGAGGCGUGAGGCGGACAAUACAGGGAGCUGGGCAGUGGACAAGAAGAAGUUGAAGCUGAGAUUUCGUAGCACAUCCACCUUUCUCUCUGACCUAUGCUGACCGAAACCUGUGUGUGGCUGAGGCACAGCCGUUUCCUCCUCUUUGAGGCGACCGCUGGGAUGCCUGAGGUGAAUUUCAGGGAGGAGACCCUAUGGGUUGAGGCUGAGCCUGGACAGAAGAUCUGUUGACCACCUGGAGCACCCCUAACUCACACACCAAGCCACGUGGCUCUGUCAUAAUUGCAGCUCCUUACAGAUAAGAGUUUUGGAGUUCAAAGCCUGAUGUCCAUCCACAAAGGGCAGCGGGCUAGGGCCUGCGGUCAGGGACAGGUGAGUCUCCUUUCCGAAGCAUGUUCCUGGACUCCAAGGCCCCAACCACACCCACUUUCCCUUUCAGGUUGGCCGGUGGGGCUGGUGUGGCAGGAUGGCUGCAUCCCUGGAGCCCCAGAAGCAGGGUGAGGCACUGGUGCUGGUCCGACGGCAGCGCCCGGUGUCCCAGGGCCUGCUGGAGACACUGCAGGCCAGGCUGAUCCAGAGCUGCGCCUGCAGUGUGCCACGUGUCCAGGCGCUGGUGCAGGACCUGAUCCCAGCCACAAGCUGGCUGCGCCACUACUGUCUGAGGGAGCACCUGCCAGGUGACAUCAUGUCUGGGCUGGUCAUCGGCAUCAUCCUGGUACCACAAGCCAUCGCGUACUCGCUGCUGGCUGGGCUGCAGCCCAUCUACAGCCUCUACACCUCCUUCUUUGCCAACCUCAUCUACUUCCUCAUGGGCACCUCACACCACGUCUCCGUGGGCAUCUUCAGCCUUCUGUGCCUCAUGGUAGGACAGGUGGUGGACCGCGAGCUGCAGCUGGCCGGCUUUGACCCCUCUCGGGACGGCCCGGGGCAUGGGGACAACGGCAGCACCUUGAACGGCUCAGCGGUCCUGCUGGAGUUUGGGCUGCAGAGCUGUGGGCGGGACUGCCUCGCCAUCCGCAUUGCCACCGCCCUGACGCUGGUGACCGGGAUCUACCAGGUCCUCAUGAGCGUCCUCCGGCUGGGCUUCGUGUCCACCUACCUCUCACAACCACUGCUGGACGGCUUCGCCAUGGGGGCCUCUGUGACCAUCUUGACCUCGCAGCUCAGGCACCUGCUGGGGGUGCGGAUCCCCCGGCACCAGGGCCCGGGCAUGGUGGUCAGCACGUGGCUGAGCCUGCUGCGCAGCCUGGGGCAGGCCAACCUGUGUGAUGUGGUCACCAGCGCCGUGUGCCUGGCGGUGCUGCUGGCGGCUAAGGCACUCUCAGAUCGCUUUCGGCACCGCCUGCGCGUGCCGCUGCCCACAGAGCUGCUGGUCAUCGUGGUGGCCACGCUCGUGUCCCACUUUGGGCAGUUCCACAAACACUUCGGCUCCAGUGUGGCUGGUAACAUCCCCACGGGCUUCGUGGCCCCACAGGUGCCACACCCCAGGCUGAUGUGGCGUGUGUCACUGGACGCUGUGUCCCUGGCCCUUGUGGGCUCGGCCUUCUCCAUCUCGCUGGCAGAAAUGUUCGCCCGCAGCCACGGCUACUCUGUCCGGGCCAACCAGGAGCUGCUGGCUGUGGGCUGCUGCAACGUGCUGCCUGCCUUCUUCCACUCCUAUGCCACUAGUGCCACCCUGGCCAAGAGCCUGGUGAAGACCGCCACUGGCUGCCGGACACAGCUGUCCAGCGUGGUCAGCGCUGCAGUGGUGCUGCUGGUCCUCUUGGUGCUGGCCCCGCUGUUCCGAGACCUACAGCGGAGCGUGCUGGCCUGCAUCAUUGUGGUCAGCCUCAGGGGGGCCCUGCGGAAGGUGAAGGACCUGCCGGGGCUGUGGCGGCUGAGCCCAGCGGAUGCCCUGGUCUGGGUGGCCACGGCCGUCACCUGCAUCCUGGUCAGCACGGAGGCCGGGCUGCUGGCCGGGCUGCUGCUCUCGCUUCUCAGCCUGGUAGGCCGCACACAGCGCCCUCGGGCCACCCUGCUCGCCCGUGUCGGAGACUCGGCCUUCUACGAGGAUGCCAUGGAGUUCGUGGGCCUCCUGCCUCCGCCGGGCGUGCAGGUGUUCCGCUUUGCAGGGCCGCUCUACUAUGCCAACAAGGACUUCUUCCUGCAGUCACUCUAUAGACUCACAGGGCUGGAUGCAGGGCGUCUGGCCACCAGGAAGAAGGAGCAGAGCCUGGAGGUGGUGGUCAGUGAGAGCAGCCCCCCUGAUGGCAAACACCUGGGCUCUGUGAGCAGCGAGGCCAGGCUGAUGCCCCUGGAAGUUGGUUUCCACACGGUGGUCCUCGACUGUGCCCCUUUGCUGUUCCUGGAUGUGGCCGGUGUGGCCACGCUGCAGGCCCUGCGCAGGGAUUACAGAACCCUGGGCGUGGCCCUGCUCCUGGCCUGCUGCAGCCCCCCCGUGAGGGACACGCUGAGGAGGGGGGGCUUUCUGGGGGAGGAUCAGGGAGCGGAGGAUGAGCAGCUCUUCCCCAGUGUGCACAGUGCCGUGGAGGCUGCACGUGCCGGCCACAGGGAGCUGAGGACUGCUGACUCCGCCCUCUAGCAGGGCCAGGGCCUGGUCAUCCGUCUCUCCUCCCUCUGGGAGCUGUCCUCCUUCCCCAGGGCAAUGCAAGGUCUAGUGGUGUCUGAGAGACGUGACUUUGGCCCAUCUCUUCCCUGGAGAAGCCAGAGAAGCCAAACUGGAAGAGUGGUACUUGGAACACGCCCAAGAACCCCACACAUUCAAUGCUGAGCACCUGGUGUCCUGAUGGGCGCUCAGCCUGGUGCUAGCACAAGGCUCCUAGGCCGGCAUGCUCAGAAGAGCCGUGUCUGCUUUGACAUCCUGUCUUAUUUGAAGAGGAUCCUGCAAACUAUCCCCAGGCCUACUCAGCCCCUGCCCCACUGGGCUGCAGUCAGACAUGCAGCCAAGGCAAGACGGUCUGUCUGUGGAAGGCCACCCUCCCCCAGCGCUCCUCCACCUCAUGCUGACCCCAGCAGGGCCUCACAGGACAGCCAUCCACUCCAGGGUAGCUGCCCCAAUGUCAGGGCCAAAUGACCGACACAACCUCAGACUGGCUGGGGACAGCAGCCCUGGUCAGCUCAGCCAGCAACGCACAGCAUGGGGGACGCACACAGCCCUGUGCUGUGUAGUCCAGCCGCAUCUGAACCCCCAGACGACCUUCAGGGAGAAACCACUGGACCAAGAGGCCACCCUCAGCACACAGGGGCCUUGGGGACCCCCGCACAGCCAGCCCAGAUGUCCUCCCACCACCAAGAGGGAAAUAAACAGGAAGCACAGGUCUGUGUUCCUCA